CCAACUUAACUACUCCAGAGUUCAGCGGCUCCAGCCUACGCAUCUAAAGUGGAUAAUAAUAGAUUACAGAUGAAAUCAUGAAAACCAAAAUUCCUCAAUCGAUUUCAGCAUAAACAGGAGAAGGUAAGUGACCUUGUAGCGACUUUCUCCUUCACUGAUUUUGUUUUCAUAUGUUUCUCUAAUGUUAUAGUCUCUCCCUCUCUCUCUCUCUCUCUCUCUCUCUCUCUCUCUCUCUCUCUGCAACCCAAGUUCUUCAUGGAACCCAAGUUCUUGUUUUCUUCCCCAAAUGCUUCUUCUUCUACACCAUUUCCUCUAUUUCUCUCAUAUCCAUCAUCUUCAUUUCGUGAAAAACCCAACUUCUCUGUAAAAGGGCGUCUCUCAUUCUCUACCCACUUGUCGGAUAAGACUUCAUUUUUGGGUAAAAGUUUGGUUUCACAUGGGAAGCUUGAACUGGGUAACCGUAGUAAAAUCCAUCUCCCAAUUCACCCAAUAACGGCCGUUGUGAAGAGAAGGAAGGAGCUUCCCUUGGACAACGUUAUCCAACGUGACAAGAAGCUGAAACUGGUAAUGAAGAUAAGGAAGAUUUUAGUGAGCCAACCCAAUCGGAUUAUGGCGCUUAGAGAUAUGGGUAGGUACAGAAAGGAACUAGGUCUCAACCGAAAACGUCGACUUAUUGCGCUGUUGAAGCGGUUUCCGGCGGUUUUUGAGAUUGUGGAAGAAGGGGUUUAUUCACUUCAGUUCAAAUUGGCCCCAGAGGCUGAAAGGCUUUACUUGGAGGAAUUGAAAGUGAGGAAUGAAAUGGAAGGAUUGUUGGUUGAGAAGUUGAGGAAAUUCUUGAUGAUGUCUUUAGAUAAGCGGAUUCUGUUAGAGAAGAUUGCGCAUUUGAGGACUGAUCUUGGGCUGCCUUUAGAAUUCAGGGAUACAAUCUGUAGAAGAUACCCCCAAUAUUUCAAGGUUGUUCCUACUGAUAAGGGCCCUGCUUUGGAACUUACCCACUGGGAUCCUGAGCUGGCUGUUUCUGCUGCUGAACUUAGUGAAGAAGAAAAUCGAGCGAAAGAGAGAGAAGAAAUGAAUUUGAUCAUCGAUAGGCCCCCCAAGUUCAAUAGAGUAAAGCUACCCAAGGGUCUGAACCUCUCCAAGGGAGAGAUGAGGAGGGUUUCUAUCUUUAGAGAAAUGCCUUAUAUAUCCCCCUAUUCUGACUUUUCAGAAUUGAAGUCUGGUACACUAGAGAAAGAGAAGCAUGCAUGUGGUGUUAUUCAUGAGAUCUUGAGCCUCAUGAUUGAGAAGAGAACACUUGUGGAUCACCUGACUCAUUUCAGAGAGGAGUUUAGGUUCUCUCAACAGCUGAGGGGAAUGCUGAUCAGACAUCCUGAUAUGUUUUAUGUAUCUUUGAGGGGAGAUAGAGAUUCAGUUUUCUUGCGGGAGGCCUAUCGUGAUUCUCAGUUGAUUGAGAAGGAUCGAUUAUUGCUAAUCAAGGAGAAGCUUCGAUCACUUGUUACAGUUCCUAGAUUCCGAAGUAGGUGUGCUCCCAAGAUUGAUGGAACCAAUGGUGAUGGGGCUGAAGGUGCCCAGAAAUCACAAGAAAGUGGUGAAGAGUGGUCUGAUGUUGAUGAUGUUGAUAAUCUAUUGAGUGAUGAGGUUGAUGAUGAUGGUGAUGAUUAUGGUGAUGAUGAGGAUGACUGGAGUGAUGAAGAUGAUGAGACGCCCCCAGAUUUUGACGACGAUGAUGGUGCAAGCAUAACUCUUGGACAGACCAAAGCACUUAAUCAAGCUGAAACCUCAAGGCAAAAUGAAGAUAAGGCACUUGUUCCCACAUUCCCAGAUGGUCGGCCAAGAGAACGGUGGUGAGAAGAGCAAUAAGUUUUUAUUGUUGUUUUUGUUUUGUUUUUUUUUUUUAAAGAUCUUGAAGGUGUCAUCCCAGGACAAUGUGACUCAGAUGCUUUUGAAUUACAUGUUUCUGAAAUUUGACAUGGUGCUCAGUUGUCCUUGAA
Molecule: messenger RNA, 1991 nt
Organism: Telopea speciosissima
Lineage: Eukaryota; Viridiplantae; Streptophyta; Magnoliopsida; Proteales; Proteaceae
Product: protein WHAT'S THIS FACTOR 1 homolog, chloroplastic
Exons: 2
Coding region: 256-1848 (530 amino acids)
Molecular function (GO): RNA binding
Source: RefSeq, a predicted model, not a curated record